GGGGAUCCCAGCGGCACGCUGCCGCUAUUAGAAGAUCAGGCGCUUGCAAGACCAAACAGAUAAUUGCAUUCUCACUUACAUUUUUUUUCUUCCGUGCUGCAGCAUCCACAUACAGGGGUGCAAUGCGGUAGAUCAUGUAGACCGAGUUCUUUUUUAUUUACUUUCAUUUUUAUUUUUUUACUUUGCGGGAUACAAACUCUCUGGUCCUGCGGCGUUUCAUUCAUAUCUUCUUGUGAUCAAGUGCGAACUUUGAAAACUCUCUGAAAUUAUAUAACGCCGAAUAUAUAGCGCGGAAAUCACCAUGAGUGAGCAGAGUAUCUGUCAGGCGAGGGCCGCUGUCAUGGUUUAUGACGACGCCAAUAAGAAGUGGGUUCCGGCUGGUGGAUCCACUGGCUUUAGCAGAGUCCACAUCUAUCACCACACUGGCAACAACGCCUUCAGAGUAGUGGGCCGUAAAAUUCAGGACCACCAGGUGGUAAUAAACUGUGCCAUUCCCAAGGGGCUGAAAUACAACCAGGCCACGCAAACCUUUCACCAGUGGCGAGACGCACGGCAGGUGUACGGCCUUAACUUUGGCAGCAAAGAGGAUGCCAAUGUAUUUGCCAGUGCCAUGAUGCAUGCCCUAGAGGUGCUGAACUCUCAGGAUGCAGGUCCCCAGUUGCCAAGACAGACCCCUCAGGUGCAGAAUGGCCCUUCACCAGAGGAGCUGGAAGUGCAGAGAAGGCAGCUGCAGGAGCUCCAGCGUCAGAAGGAGAAAGAGCAAGAGCGGCUGGAUCGAGAACGACAGGAACGCGAGCGCCAGGAGCGAGAGAUGCUGGAACGAGAGCGCACUGAGAGGGAACGGCAGGAUCGGGAAAGGCAGGAUCGGGAACGGCAGGAACGGGAGCGUUUGGAGAGGGAACGCACCGAGCAGGAGCGCCUGGAGCGUGAGCGUCAGGAGCAGGAGCUGCUGGAGAGGGAACGACAGGAACGGGAGCUGAUGGAGAGAGAGAGAGCCGAGAGAGAGAAGCAGGAGCGGGAGCAGCAAGAGCAGCUGGACAGAGAGCAGAUGGACUGGGAGAGAGGGAGACGCAUCUCCAACGCCGCAUUCGAAAGCACCCUCUACACUCCUCCACCUCCCGAAUACAACAAGACCACCUCUUCCUCACCUGUAUCUCCUUCCACACCCAGCUACCCUCCGCCAGCGCCAUUGCCUUCAACAGCUACUCCCCCAACCCCGCCCCUGCGGCACUCUGCCUCCAGAUUCGCCACGUCCCUAGGCUCGGCCUUCCACCCAGUCCUGCCUCAUUACGCCACCGUUCCUCGCAGACAACCUGCCCCACCCACUCCACCUCCCCCUGCCCCACCUCCAGCUCCACCCUCCAAAUCGGUAAUCUGGACGGCUAACAACUUCACACCCCUACCGCCCUCUCCUCCAGUCAUGAUUAGCAGUCCCCCGGGCAAGGCCACGGGCCCUCGUCCUAUGAUCGCAAUCCCUGCCCCUAGUCCGCUCUCCCAGAAACCACCUUCGCCCAUCUCUGCACCCAACGGGCCUCCCACCUCGCUUCACUUCCACACCUCAUCCCCUGUAUCUGGUCAGCCGUUUUCUUCGCCACCGACACCACCCCCUCCGCCACCCCUGUACUCCCCCUCACCCACCUUGCCCAUCGCUCCCCAUGUGUCUUGUCCCUCACCCCAGCCUGCUGUUCUCCCUUCUCCUUCCACAGCCUUCCCCGCCUCUGCUGAGCACUCUGUAAACUCUGGUUUGGGAGACUCCUGCUUCUCUGCUCCAGAGCCACCCACUCAUCCUGCUGACUUCCCCAGCCAGCCGGAUUCAGCACACGGGGUGCCGACCCCUCCGCCCCCACCACCCCUCCCUCCCAGCUCCACUGUGACUCCCACCACUGCUGGACCUCCACCUCCCCCUGGCCCCCCUCCUCCUCCCCCGCCACCUCUGCCUCCCACACUUACACCAACAGGUCCCCCACCUCCCCCUGGGCCACCUCCUCCACCCUCAGGCCAGGCUCCCCCACCAGCACCCCCUCCACCCCCUGCGCCACCGCUGCCUUCGGGUCUGUUCACCCCCUCGCCCACCACAGACGAGAACAAGGGCCUGUCUGGGCUUGCAGCGGCCCUUGCUGGAGCCAAGCUAAAGAAAGUGCCAAGGAGUGACGAACCCCUGGCUCCAGCUGCAGGACCCGCGGUGAGUUCUGGUGGUGCCAAACCUGAAGCAUCCCGUGGGAAUGGUCCUUUACCUGGAGGAGGAGGCCUAAUGGAGGAGAUGAGCGCCCUGCUGGCCAGGAGGAGAAGAAUUGCUGAGAAAGGAUCAUCGCCAGAACCUGAGCAGAAAGCUGAUGACUUCGAGGCUACUGUAACUCCAAAAGUGUCAGCUUGUAGCACACCAGAUAUGCCCAGAAAGCCUUGGGAGCGGACGAACACCAUGAAUGGUAGCAAAUCACCAGUCAUCGGAAGACGGGACACACCAUGGAGAAAUCAGAUGGGUACUGACAAGUACUAUGAUUCCUUAAACAGACCAAGGUCUACACCAACUCCAACCGGAUCCACAAGUGCCAACGGGGUGCCAACAGAAGCUCUUGACUAUGACAGAUUGAAACAGGACAUUCUAGAAGAGAUGAGGAAGGAACUAUCGAAACUAAAAGAAGAACUUAUUGAUGCAAUCAGGGAGGAGCUGGGCAAGUCGAACUCUGCAUAAAAGAGGCCGAGGUGCACCUGUAUUUUUUUAAAAACCACAAUCUGUCACUUCAGAGGUCAGCUUCAGUUUAAGACACUAUCUCAAAAGCAAUGAAAAUGGGAAAAUUACAGUUUUAACCAGUGGUGAUCACAAUAACAAUGAAAAUUGGGAAGGAUCUGUUGAGUAUGAUGCCUGGAAUAGACAUAAGUAUUGAGCGCGGGGUGAUGGAGGGCGUAAGAGCGAGAGGAUAACCAGACGUCUCUACGCGACGCCGUACACCAAACGCCCUAUCGAAGGCAGUCGGGAACGAAGUUGACUGUCAGUAUGCAAUGGAUGACUUUUACUGUGGAAAGAAAAUGACGGGGGAGAAAAAAACAAACUAUUACUGAAUCACAUACUGUAUUAACCAUUGAAGAGUGAAAUUGUAAAUCAAGCAGAUGACAUUCAUUCUACGGCACAUUGUUUAGCAAAGGGCAGGCUUUGUUUAUGAAUUUACGAAGGCGUUUGGUGACUCGAGUUGGCCUUGUAUAGAGCAAAACCUUGAAAUCGGGCCAACCAGCCGAGUACGGUCUAUUGCUGCAGGACUCUAAAGCUUGUCUUCCUACUAUUUUAACCAGAAUAUGUACAUUUAAAAUGACGACGAAAUAAACAUUAUAUCUGCAAGUCAUUCAAUCAAUCUGUUCCAAUGUACGCCAUGAUCACAUCAGGUAGCUUAACUCGCUCUUUCAGUCGGUUUCCAUUAUUCUUCAAGAAGCGAAUGCCACUGUUAUCUGUAAACCUUCUUCGUCUUGUGUGUUCGCUAAGAAGAUCACGAAGGACAAUGCCUUUCUACUGUACAUCGUUGUAGCUCUUUACCAAAAUCCUCUCAGCCAAUCGAAGUUAAGGUCGACGUCAACGUCAUCUCAAGACCAUAUCUGUAGAUAGUGCUAACCAGAAACUUUUUAUUCACCAUAGGCUCUUUUUUUUUUGUAUUUCUUUCGAUUUCUUUGCAUGUCGUCUUAUGAACGGGAAGGGGUACAAAAUGGUUGCCACGAAAAAUUAUUUAGUUUUUCAGUUCAUAAGCAAUAAGUGUAGCAUUGUUCCACGUUUCUUUUUUUUCCCGCUUGUUUCCAUAAUCGUCCACUCUGCCCUCAAAACGUGGAUGAAUGAUGUUCUCCAAGUGCAGUUCACAACGGACACCUCUUUAUAGCCAUAAUAAAUUUGCAGGGGUUUUACUCAUUUUACGUUUUAUUUUGGGAUUUACGCAAGUGGAAGAUCUCGCGUAUGGCAGCGUAUUCAUCUCACAUGGGGUAUUAACCAACUAAAGUCUAAUGAUGGACAAGAAACUGGCUCUGUUUUUUAGAGGGGCUUUAUCUUCCAACACGCUUCUUUUUGUUAGGGAAACUUUUAUUGGGAACUCUGCUUUUUAAGACUGAAAUCUUUGUACAAACGUAAAGUGUGAUUAUAGGCUGUGAAUUUUGAGGAGAAUUCUUGAGAACAUGAAUUUGUGACGUUCUCUCAGAUCAGAAUUUUUUUUUUAUCUCGGUUAUCCGUUUCCCUAUGCCAUGCUCACUUGUUGAUCCUUUUGUCGUUUCUUUUAUGUAGUUCGAAACCAUCAAUCUCUCAAGGAAUCGGAGCGUUUGUAUAGAGUGUUUACAGCAUUGAUUGCACUUUAAAAACCCAGAAGUUCAAAUGAUAUUAUUGCUGACACGACCGGCCGUCACUUUGUGAUCGGCUGCAUCACCAAAGCUAAACGGUAAACUCUAGAACGUCACACACUCCUGAUCCACCUUUGUUUUGACAACAAAUAACAUUUGACGAUCGGUCUUUAGGUUAAACAGGUGAAAUGUUUUGAUCAGGGUUGAUUCAUUCCUGGAUAAACCUGUUUGUGAUCUUCAUGGUUUGUGCCUUGUUCGGAAGUUGCAUUUGAUAUGUCGAAAAUAUAAAAGCGUAUAUAUAUAUAGAGAGAGUAUUAAUUUAGGGCCUGCCAUAACUUUAUUCGUUUCUUUUGCAUUUUGCUUCAGUGAGUUGCAAAGGACACUUUUACAAUUUUUGGUUCAAAUCAAACAUGCAUUCACAUUCUUCUGUGUCAUUUUUUUUUUCUUGCAUUCUGUUGCAUUACAGUGUGGUUUGUGUUAUGGUUGAGACCAUGUAUGCUGGUGGGAUCUGAGAAACUGAUCUUUGAUGGCAGGAGUCAGUUGAACGCACAUUAAGACUCGAUUAUGAGCGAACAGUGCUGGUCAGAUUCAACUGAAGGUCCUUUUUAAUGCAAUUUUCAGUUUCCUUAUCUUUCUAUUUUAUCGUUCAUGUUGUACCAUACUGUUUUCAUGUUAAUUAGAAGUUUCUUACACGCUAACAUUGUUUUGUUUGAGCAAAUUAAAUAAAAAUCGCAAUACA
Danio aesculapii is the source of this 5047-nucleotide messenger RNA. It is a transcript of the gene enah, whose product is annotated as ENAH actin regulator. The record is from RefSeq and is a predicted model, not a curated record. The coding region runs from base 302 to 2692 and encodes 796 amino acids. Gene Ontology annotation, biological process: actin polymerization-dependent cell motility; axon guidance; actin polymerization or depolymerization. Gene Ontology annotation, molecular function: profilin binding; SH3 domain binding. NCBI's taxonomy places the organism in Eukaryota, Metazoa, Chordata, Actinopteri, Cypriniformes, Danionidae. The transcript is spliced from 15 exons.